Molecule: messenger RNA, 3107 nt
Organism: Arachis duranensis
Lineage: Eukaryota; Viridiplantae; Streptophyta; Magnoliopsida; Fabales; Fabaceae
Exons: 5
Coding region: 807-2783 (658 amino acids)
Cellular component (GO): cytoplasm
Molecular function (GO): protein kinase binding
Source: RefSeq, a predicted model, not a curated record
CAACACAAAAAACGACAUCACACAUGAUUCUUGUGCUCUCUCUUAUGCUUAUCAAUAAUAAUUGAAUUCAAACCCUACUUUGUCUCCAACCAGUUUUGAAUUUUGAUUUAGGGUUUUCAGUUUUCACUGCACCCAACGCCGCUAUUCACCACCACCUACUAAUCACAUUUAAUUUAUUUAUUAACUAUUAUUGGUAAUUAGCAAUUUAGCAUAUAGCAUAGCAAAAUCGGAGGAAGAUGCUUUUGUUUUCGUUGCGUUGCGUAGCUUAGCAGCGCAGAGAAGAAGAGAAGGAGAAGGAAUUUAGAGCCUGCUUUUCUCUCUCUCUCCAUACAGAGUCAUCGGUCAAUUCGCUCUCUCUUCCUCUCAUAAUUUAGUCUUCUUCUAUUAUUCUCUGCCUGCAUCUCAUAUGCAUAUUUGUCUCCAGAUUCUCCUAGUUGGAAAAGAAUUUCGUUCACUCUGGCCGCUCCAAUAAAGUAUAAGUAUUCUCGCACCUCGAGAAGGGUGUGGGGUGAUGACAAGAAAGUAAUUUUGCUUUGUGUCCUACGAAGAUCAAGGUCAUCGGACAUUUGGAGAUUGUGCCGUGUUUCAGUGGGCCUCACUCUUGAUUAUGGCUAAGGUUGCCUUUCAGGGUGUCCCCAGAAGCUCUUUCUAGUUUUCUAUUGUUUUCGGCAAAAUUUAGCAUCUUUGAUUAAAGCUUCUGGAGAAAUUGAUGAGCAAUUAAGCAGCACAAAUUGUUGUUGAUCUUGUUUUUCUGCCUUCAAGGAAGUUAUAUUUGUAUAUGUAGAGCUCUCAGCAUCAUUGCAGCAAUGUUUAGUUUUUCUUGUUUCCAUGCUCAUGUUUCGGUAAACAAGCCAAAGAAAACAGUUCCACCUUAUACUGAAGAAAUGAUGAUGGCAUUGAAAGGUGGUCCCCGAAGUAAAGUCUCUAAAGGUUCAUCUGUUCCUAGAAAAUCAAAUCCAAAAGCAGAACAAGAGCAUAUGCAAUUGAGUGACAAUGAAACAUCUAGCAACUGGGAUCCAGUUGAGCGCACUUGUAAGUCUGAGGAUCUGAAUAGCGAGUUUUCCUUUGAAAUCGACGGAGAUGUUCUGCAAACCAUGGGUCUUAAGAAAAGCCACUCUCUUGAAACUGGACUAUACCUCACUAAUACCUUAACUGAAUCUGACACACAUGUUGGUUUUCCUUGGAUUGACUCCACUAGAAGCCAGAAUGAGUCUCCAAGAUCGAUUUGCAGAAAGGAGCAUGAUCCCAGCGAUCAGUGUAACAAGAAUCCCGAGUCGGAGUAUCAGUUCAGUUCAGGUCUUGUCUCACCUUCAGAUAGAGAUGCUUGUGAUCAUUCUGAUACACCAUUAUCUAGUGAAUUAGCUGGUGACUAUACCGAUCGUUCCGGUCCUGGCACCCCAUAUUUGAAGAAGUCACGCUCUCUGCCCAAUGUCAGAGCUUCUAAGGAUUAUUCUGGAGAAGACACUUUCAAACAUCAUUCUUCAAAAUCAAGAUCUUCCAAUGAUCUUCAUGCUUUAGAUAUGGGGCAAAAAGAAUGUAGAGAUGAAGAAAGAGAGAAUGAAUUCAGAAGAGAUAAUGAGAUUCAUAUGGAGAGUUACCUUGAUGAUGGUUUGGAUUCUUCUCCGCUUUCUGAUUCAGCAAAAGACUGGGUAAUGCCAGUUAUGGAUGAUGCAAGUGAAAUCAAACCCCUUCAACGAGCUUCCUCAGAUGAUUGCUUCCUUUCUGAAUUUACUAACGCAGAUUUUAAGAUUAAACGAAUUGAGGAUUGGGUAAUUGGUCUGGAGGAUUGUGAACCACCUCUAGAUGAAACAAAUGAGGUUCCUAAACCUGUUGAUUCCUUAGUUGAAUCCAACAUCACGAUUGGGGUGACUGCAGCUGGCACAGAUCAAAGGGCCACUCCAGGCAUGGAAGCUGCUAAAAGAUAUAUAUCUACCCUUGGUGCUAAUGCCUCUGCUGCCCAGCUGGUUAAUCAUGGAUUAGUUGUGAUCCCAUUUCUGAGUGCAUUUGUGAGUUUGAAGGUGCUCAAUUUGUCUGGAAACGCUAUUGUGAGGAUAACUGCAGGUGCUCUUCCCCGGGGCCUUCAUGUUUUGAACUUGUCAAGAAACAAUAUCUCUACUAUAGAGGGAUUACGCGAACUUACAAGACUUCGUGUCCUAGACCUUAGCUACAACCGUAUAUUAAGAAUUGGACAUGGCCUUGCAUCCUGUUCAUCUCUGAAGGAGCUGUAUCUUGCCGGGAACAAGAUCAGCGAAGUAGAGGGUCUACACCGUCUCUUGAAGUUAACCAUCCUUGAUCUCCGUUUCAACAAAAUUUCUACAGCCAAGUGUCUAGGCCAACUUGCAGCCAACUAUAAUUCACUACAAGCUAUCAGCUUGGAAGGCAACCCGAGCCAGAAAAAUGUUGGGGACGAACAACUGAAAAAGUAUCUGCAAGGCCUUCUUCCCCAUCUUGUCUACUACAAUAGACAGCCUUUAAAAGCAAGCUCUUUGAAGGAUGGCACAGAUCGUUCAGUUCGGCUAGGCAUUAGUUCCCAUCAGUCUGAACGCAGCCUUAGAACGGAUCGCAAGACAUCAAGGAAGGGCAGCCAUGGUACUGUAGCCUCUCGGAAGCCAUCAGCCUCUUCCUCACACCCUCGCAGAAGCCAAGGGGUGGAGACACCAAAACUGUCCAAAAGCAGGCAAGCCUACCCGCCACCAAUCAAAACCAAAGCAUCAGCCCAAAGUCGCAACCAUUUUGAUGUUCCCAGCACCAGCACAGUACCAAACUUGGGAGGCCUUCCAUGAGCCUGAUUCACGGUGUGGACACUCUUGCGGUAGGUCUGAGAGGCUGUUCCAUUGGAAAAUUUGAUUCCCUCACUGCAUUUCAGUUAGUACCAUUUUUUAUUUGGUUUGUGGUUUUAAUCCCUAAUAAGCAACAAACAGAGAUUGUGCUUCUAUUUUAUUUAUCCGUGUGUGUUCAGUACGCUGUUCCAAACAUCAUUGGUAAUUCAUCCGGAGAGCAGUUUGGUGCAAGUUCAUUGCUGUGUUUUCUCCUAUUCCUAGCAAAUGUUACAUUCAUAAUUUUAGUACUUUGUUAAAUGCCAAUAUAGAUAUUAAAUUAUUUAGUUA